Nomia melanderi (Alkali bee) is the source of this 2046-nucleotide messenger RNA. RefSeq names its product putative fatty acyl-CoA reductase CG5065. NCBI's taxonomy places the organism in Eukaryota, Metazoa, Arthropoda, Insecta, Hymenoptera, Halictidae. Gene Ontology annotation, cellular component: peroxisome. Gene Ontology annotation, molecular function: alcohol-forming very long-chain fatty acyl-CoA reductase (NADP+) activity. Gene Ontology annotation, biological process: long-chain fatty-acyl-CoA metabolic process. The record is from RefSeq and is a predicted model, not a curated record.
GGGCGACGAUGAGGCGUCCAGGAAAAUAUUGGGCCAUAAUGCUUUCUCAGUCUGCACCGGACUCGCGGAGUAAGGAACGAGCAUCGGCACUCGCCGGUCAUUGUAUAUCAAACAGUCGCGCUUUCGUUUCGCACCGUGAUCGUACAUAGUGAUACGCGGACUCGGAUAAAACACGAAGUGAAGCAGACCUGCGUUACAUUUCGUCAAUAUUUACGUCGCAGUGAACGUUGCCCGUUCCUCCAUUCAACCGGUUUUUCGUCGCGAACCUCUGAUUAGCCACGGAUUCAGCGGCGUAUCCUUUUGAUCCAGUGCGUCCUUAAAUACCGUUCACGUGUUCUAGUUUUUUACUUUCCGCGGAGUACGUCGUAUGAACAGGCUCGUCGGUGACAACGUGGUUCCUUUGGCAAAAGUCAGCCGGCCCGGUCGCAUUUUCACGAGAUGGUGUCGGAAACCAAAAUGGAGGAGCAGAUCCACGACAGGAUCGCGCUCGCUUUCAAGGAUCAAAAUAUUUUAGUGACUGGCGGCACCGGCUUCUUGGGAAAAGUGCUGGUUGAAAAGUUUCUCAGAUGUCUACCCGAGGUACGGCAAAUUUACAUGCUCAUCCGACCGAAGAAAGGGAAGGACCCGAAAAAUCGUAUGGAUGACAUUUUCAACUCUCCGCUCUUUGAGAAAGUUAAACAACAAAGAGGAUUAGCGGAGCUACGUAAAUCAGUAACAGUUGUGAACGGAGAUGUGUCGAUGUUAGGCAUGGGACUUUCUCCAGAGGACAGAAAAAUGCUUUGCGAAAAAAUCGACAUUGUAUAUCAUGGCGCCGCUACAGUAAGAUUCGACGAGCUGCUGAAAAAGGCGGUUCUGUUAAAUACUCGCGGUACAAAGCAAAUGUUAGAACUGGCGAAAGAGAUGAAACACUUGAAGCUGUUUGCUCAUAUCAGUACUGCAUACUGUCAUCUAGAAGAGAAGAUAUUAAGAGAAAAAUCAUAUCCUCCUCCAGCAGAUCCUCACAAAAUUAUCAAAUGCAUAGAGUGGAUGGAUGAUGAGGUGGUUGAAGCCAUGACUGAUAAAAUUCUGGGAGAUAUUCCUAAUACGUAUGCCUUCACAAAGGCUUUAUCUGAAGGACUUAUCGAAGAAGCCAUGCCACACAUUCCAGUAAUUCUAUUGAGGCCAAGUGUCGUUAUACCUGUUUGGAAAGAACCAGUACCUGGAUGGACAGACAAUAUCAACGGGCCAACAGGACUUUUAAUUGGAGCUGGGAAAGGUGUUAUUCGGACAAUGUACUGCGAUGAAAAUGGAUACGCUGAUUACCUACCUGUUGAUAUUGCCGUGAACGCUAUUUUGGCCGCAUCAUGGAAUUACUUUUAUCUGCACGACGACGAGAGAAGAGUUUUCAACCUAACGAGCAGUAACGAAUACAAGGUAUCAUGGGCAGAAAUUAUCGCACGUGGUCGAAAAAUAACAGAGAAAGUACCUUUAAAUGGCGUCGUUUGGUACCCAGGUGGCAGUAUGAAGAAAUCAAGACUUAUGCACAACAUAUGCUUUUUACUAUUCCACAUGAUACCAGCUUACUUAAUAGAUACACUUAUUUUCCUUGCUGGCUACAAACCAAUCAUGUGCCGUGUGCAACGUCGUAUACGAAAGGGAUUUGAAGUUUUCGAGUAUUAUGCUAACCAUCAAUGGGACUUCGACAACUCAAACAUGUACAAAGUGAGGGAUCGGUUUAAUUCGGUCGAGUACGAAAAAUAUCAGUUACACGGAAACGACUUGGAUAUUGAUGGAUACUUCGAGAGUUGCAUACGGGCUGCAAGGAUCUUCAUUUUAAAUGAACAGCCAGAGACGUUGCCAGCAGCUCGGAGACACUUGAGAAUCAUGUACUGGGUUGACGUACUGACAAAGAUACUGUGUUUCGUCUUCUUGAUAUAUUUACUGGCAUCUUGGAGUGAAAGUUUUAGGGCACUACUGACAGGAUGUUGGGCAAUUGCAAAGCAGACACUAUCACACUAAUUCCUUCAUUAGCUCGUAACACUGUUAGUACCUUUACAUUGUAAUAUA